Debaryomyces fabryi is the source of this 774-nucleotide messenger RNA. RefSeq lists its product as uncharacterized. The record is from RefSeq and is a predicted model, not a curated record. The transcript has a single exon. Lineage: Eukaryota; Fungi; Ascomycota; Pichiomycetes; Serinales; Debaryomycetaceae. The coding region runs from base 1 to 774 and encodes 257 amino acids.
AUGAAUUAUAUUACAUUAUUUUUAGCUGCUAUCGGCUUAACGGUAGCUACUGUUGAAGUAGAUAAAUCUUUCUAUAGUGAAUGUAUACAAGAUUUGAGAAACAUUUUUAAAGCUAACCCGUCACUUGGUGUAAAUUCAUUCGUUACAGGUGACCUUAGUAACUAUAUAACAUUACAAGUUAAUAGUAAUGAAGUCUUAGAGGCAUUGGAUAGCGGUGUGGAACUAAUUAAGAGAGAGACUUUUGAAAGCUACAACAUUACUGUGCCAUGUAAUAUUACAUAUGACAUAGAUGGAAACAGUUAUAACAUGUCCUUGAAUGGAAUAACACCAGUGGUUAUUAACGGAGCGAUGAUAGGCUUUGUACUGGAUGAUAAUAUUGAACACUUGGCUAAAAGAGGAACUGGUGACUGGAUAACGGGCGUUAUUGUUUUGGUGUUAUGUGGCUAUAUAGUUAUAAAGGCAGGAGUCAAGUCUGAACAGUCUGGUAAGUGGAACCAAGUGUUAGCAUUCGCUAAAGAAGCGGCAUUCGAGGAAGCCGCUUUCUUAGGUGAUAUGGUGUUUACCUUUUGGGUACACAUGAGGUAUGGGCCGAACCAAAACUGGGGAGCCGUAACCUCUGAUGGUGAAGGUGAUUCAGAGGCCAUAGUUAACAAUGCUUAUAUAAACAACGAAAAGAGAAGUUACACGGCCCCGAGAGGUGAUUAUCCGCCUGGAUGUAAAGCUAUAUCGAGCCUGGAAUCGAAUAGUAUGGCAUUAAGUGAGAUUAACAUUUAG